CUGCCUCUUGUCUUUGUCUUCUUCUUCUUCUUCCGUGAUGGAAGAAACAGGAUCUUCUUGUUCUUGGUUUCAUGGCGUGUUCAUAUCAUCGAUUGAAGAUUACACAAGCAAGAGCUUCACGGACCUCCUCUACACCGCUCUGGUGCAAGCCAAGGUACGCACCUUCAGAAAUGGAGAAAUCGGCCCAGAACGACUGAAAGCCCUUGAAAAAUCAAAGGUUGCAAUCAUCAUUUUCUCGGUGAGAUAUGUAUGUUCCACAUGGUACUUGGAUGAACUCGUCAAAAUCCUUGAAUACAGGAAUAUGAUCGGCCAGACCAUUCUGCCGAUAUUUUAUGAUGUGGAUCCAUCUGAUGUUCGAAAACAGAAUGGGAGUUUAGCAGAAGCAUUUGCAGAAUUUGAAGAAAGUUUCAAGUUGGAGACAGGGAAGGUGCAGAGGUGGAGAGAAGCUCUUACUUUUGUAGCAAAUCUGUCCGGAUGGGAUUUACGAUUUGUAGCUCAUGGGCAUUUUUCCAAGUUUAUAGAGAAAAUAAUUGAAGAAGUUGUAGCUAGACUGAAUCAAAAGCAGUUGGAUGUUGAUACCUUCUUAGUCGGCAUGGAUUCUCAUGUAGAAAAAGUUAGUUCGUUGUUAAGUAUUGGAUCAAGUGAUAUCCGCAUUAUUGGAAUUUGUGGUGUUGGUGGAAUCGGUAAAACAACCAUAGCUAAGGCUGUUUAUAACUUGAGCUUUCACAGAUUUGCUGGUAGUAGUUUUCUUGCAAAUGUUAGAGAAGUUUCAGAACAGCCUAAUGGUUUAAUCCAUUUGCAAGAACAAUUUAUCUCUGAUGUCUUGAUGAAAAAGAACAUUAGGAUAAGUAAUGUUGAUAGAGGAGUCAUGUUGAUUCAGAAAAGACUACAAAAUAAAAAAGUUCUUGUCAUUCUCGACGAUGUUGAUCAAUUGAAUCAAAUAAAUGCAUUAGUCAGAAAGCAUGCUUGGUUUGGUGCAGGAAGUAGAAUCAUUAUAACUACCCGAGAUGAGCACCUACUAAAUGUGUUAGAAGCGGAUGAAGUGUAUAAUGUUGAAGCACUGGAUUCCAUUGAGUCUCUUCAGCUUUUCAGCUGGAAUGCCUUUAGAACAAAACGGCCAGUAGAAGAUUAUGUCAGGAUUUCACUUGAAGUGGUAGAUUACGUUGGAGGGAUCCCAUUAGCUCUAAAGGUUUUGGGUUCUUUUCUAUUUGGCAGAAGUAAACAAGAAUGGAGAACUGCAAUAGAGAAAUUAAAGGGAAUUCCGAACAAUGCAAUCCAAGAAAAACUUCGAAUAAGUUUUGAUGCACUAGAUGAUACAGAAAAGGACAUAUUCCUUGAUGUUGCAUGUUUCUUUGUUGGAAUGAACAAAGAUGAUGUGAUAGGAAUACUAGAGGGUUGUGGUUUCUUUGCAGAAAUUGGAAUCAAUGAUCUCAUUCAUCAAUCACUUAUAGAAAUCACUGAAAACAAUGGGCUUUGGAUGCAUAGUGUACUACGAGAGAUGGGAAGGCAAAUUGUUCGUGAAGAAUCCAUAGAAAUUCCUGGCAAGAGAAGCAGAUUGUGGUUUCGUCAAGAUACGUUUGAUGUAUUGACAAAAUGCAUGGGAACAAAAGCAGUUGAAGGCCUUGCCCUGGAUUUAUCAAAACUAGAAAUUGUUAACUUCGAUACUGAAGCAUUUGCAGAGAUGUCCAAAUUGAGACUACUCCAGGUCAAUUAUGUACACCUUCUAGGAGACUAUAAUCAUCUUUCUAAAGAGUUGAGAUGGCUCUGUUGGCAUGGAUUUCCCUUAAAAUCAAUACCAACCAAUUUUCAUAUGGAGAACCUUGUUUUUCUUGACAUGCAACAUAGCCACAUCAGAGAAUUCUCAAAGGAAAGCAAACUACUCAAGAAAUUGAAAGUUCUCAAUCUUAGUCACUCUUUGCUCCUACAGAGAACCCCAAACUUCGUAUGACUCCCCAAUCUUGAAAAGUUAAUCCUAGAAGAUUGCAACAAUUUGGUUGAGGUUCACCAGUCCAUUGGA
Telopea speciosissima is the source of this 2017-nucleotide messenger RNA. Its product is annotated as disease resistance protein RPV1-like. Gene Ontology annotation, molecular function: ADP binding. Bases 38 to 1948 code for a protein of 636 amino acids. NCBI's taxonomy places the organism in Eukaryota, Viridiplantae, Streptophyta, Magnoliopsida, Proteales, Proteaceae. Gene Ontology annotation, biological process: defense response; signal transduction. The record is from RefSeq and is a predicted model, not a curated record. The transcript has 4 exons.